CCAUGGAUCCUGAGCAGAGGAAGCCCACCACUUCUUCAAGCUGUUCUGUGAUGUCAGACUUCUCCAGAAGCAACCCUCCAGACUUCUCUGGGGAUGGAAGUAAUGUUAAUCCAUCUCCAAGCCUUCUCCCUGGUGCCGGGCUGAAAACAAAAACAGAGGAAUACAACUUUACACACCCACCACUGAUUAAAGACUGGACUAAGGACCAAGUUAAAGACUGGCUGGUUACCAAACUGAGAGUAUCAAAAGAACUUGCACAAAAGCUUUAUGACCAAGAGCUAACAGGAGCUUGCCUGGACUGUUUUGAAAAGGAAGACUUUUUAGAGUUAGGUGUUCCACCAGCACAGGCUUUACAAAUCUUAAGGCAGGUCAAGAAGUUUAGGAACCAAUCAGAGACAUAUUUACCAGCUACUACAGCAGCACAGAGUGAGCUCCAUGUAAGGGCCAGUGCAGCAACAUCAGGAAACAUAUAUGAAUCAGCAGAAAAUGAGACGGUGUCAUCAGAUUCAGGAAUCCAAAGUGUAAGUUCUUCCGUACAAAUGUUACAAAUGGCGAGAGAAAAGAUACGCUCUAUAAUGGAUCAGAAUACAACUGCAAAACAAUGUUUUAUUGAAACUCAACUUAAAGACAACUUAGAAGAUCUACAACCACCUAAGGCAAUAAGUCAGAGUCGGCCCUUUGAUAAAACCAACUCCAUAAUCUUCUAUGUAGAAGAUGACAUUCUUCCACCAAUGGCAGGUCCAAGUAAUCUCAUUGACCCAGUUCAUGAGUACUGCCUCCUGCCAAAUGUGAAUGAAACAAUCGAAAGAGAGAUCCUGUAUGAAUUUACAAGAGAAGUGUUUAGUUUUGCUGCCAGCUGUAUGAAUUCACGAACCAACGGAACAAUACAUUUUGGGGUCAAAAGACAACCAGAGAUAGAACAUGGGCAAGUAGUUGGCCAUAGGAUCACCUCUGUCAAUAAGUUCAACGAGGCAUUUGAAUUAUCUCUGAAGGAUUUUUUUGAAGAACAGCAUGUGAAUGUUGCUCGAUUGUGUAUCAGACCACCAAACUUUAUACAAGUUCACCAUCAAAAUGGGACAGCUUCAGACAGAUUUGUGAUAGAGGUUGAUGUAGUCCCAGCAUCUUCACAGACACAAGAUUUUAUUUUCUACACUUCCCUGGGUAUUACAUCAACAAAGGAUAGACAUCAGUGCAAAACUCACUGUCUGUUUGUCAGACAGGGUCCCCAGUCAGUCAACAUCUUAGCAGAUACCAAUCCAAGAAUUGGUCAAGAAAAACUGAAAAAGUUUGCUGAAAAUGUCAACAACUUGGUGUCAGCCCGCAAGAUGGCAGAGGAAAACAGAGCAAAACAUUCCCCCCAAAGCAACCAGGGACAGAGGCUGAAGCAGCUAGUAACACGUGGAAGAGAUUUUCUUGAGAGUUCCAUUCAGGUUAUUGUAGUUACUGACAAAUGUCAUUCAGCCCAACUGGAGCACAUGGAUUUUCUGAAGGAAAUAUCUCUGUUUGCUGUGCUGGAGUUUGACCCAGAGUCAGAUUUAAGAGGAACAUGCCUUUCCUACAGAAGAGACCGUAUUGCCAAUCUUCACUACCCACAUUUGUACACCAAUCAGAAAAGCUUACCUACACUUAUUGGAAAGCUUAACCUGUUUAAGCAAACAAGUUGGAUUUUCUGCAAUGGACGACUGAAUGAGGAGAGCGAAAAAGAUAAGCCACUAACACCCAGUGAAUGGUUUAGGAGGCGUUCAGGGGAGAUCAGCAACAUGAUUGGUUUGCUCUGCAGCCCAGAUGUAAUUUCAAGAGACAAACUGCUGGUCAUUUUUGUUCUUCAUUCAGCUGUAACUGAAAUAUCAAGUCCUAUUUUGGAGACGUUCUGUGCAAUCUAUCGUACACUGGAGGGAACUGACAACAUGCUGUGCAUUUGUAGAGACUCAGAAGUAUUCAAUCAGUGGAAGCGGCUAAUAGACGUACGCUGUAAGGAAGAUAUCUCCAAUAAAUGUGUCUAUGAACUGAGCCUGAAUGAAAUAUCCAGUACAAUAAAAAAACUAAAAGAGCCGAAAACACAGCCUUCCCAGAGAUACCUCCCAUCCACAGGCUCAAGCUCAGUGCUGCUGACAAUAAAAGAUGAGGAACUGUUCACAGUGUUGGACAUUUUGAGUGAAAAUGAAUGUGAAAACACAGAUAUUGAGACUACAGCUUCCUUUGAUGAGUUUUAUAAGAAAACAGAAGAGGAUUUUUAUAGAGGAGGACAAGUAAGAUGGUGGAACUUUCACUUCUCUGAACAGAGAGGCAGUCUGCCAUUCAUCAAGCGAGACAAAUAUGAUGAGUUGUAUAACCUGAUCACACCUGUCGACAGCUACACAUCUCCAUGUGUCAUGAUCAACCUCUUCCACGCCCCAGGAUGUGGAGGAACAACUCUUGCAAUGCAUGUUCUUUGGAGCUUAAGGAGAAAAUUCAGAUGUGCUGUUGUAAAAAACAACAGAGCAAGAAAUAAUGACAUUGCUACUCAAGUCAUUAAUCUGCUCAUAUAUGGAAAGCAGGAUCAGCCAGGCUACACACCAGUCCUCCUCUUGGUGGACAACUGGGAGGAUGUUGAGGACCUUAAGCAAUGUAUCCUCAGUUGUGCUGGUGAGAGAAUGCAGCAGAACACUCUUAUGGUCAUUAUACUGAACUGUGAGAGAACUCAGUUUCCUGUUGAGAGCUCAAGAAGUAGUAAUUUUCCUAAUAUAUUCUUAACCAACAAGCUGUCCUCCAAAGAGCAGAAGCUAUUUUCUGCUAAACUUCAGCAGCUGAAAACUGACCAUGAGAAGCCGGAAACCUUUUACUCUUUCAUGAUCAUGACAAAUAAUUUCAGUGAGGAUUACAUUGCAAAGAUUGUGAGCAAUGUUGUUAAAGAUCUUGAUGCCACCACCCAGCAGGGCAGGCUCCUCUCCUUUCUGGCUUUGUUCAACACCUUUGUGAAUGGAUCCUAUAUGUCACUCUCUUUGUGUGAAGAGUUAGUUGGUCUAAGGAAUGUCAUCUGGAAACGUGAGACUCUUGAGGACAAAAUGAAUCCAUAUUCCACACUGCUGAUAACAUUCACAGUUGAAGAGCAUGGCUUCUACCAAGCGGUUCGAUUCCUACACCCAAUGAUUGCCAGUAACUGCCUUCAGCUCCUUGAACAAAAACACAAUAUAUCCAUGGCUGAAAUAACUAUUGACAUUUUACUCUGUGACAAACUCUUUAUGUCCUGCAUGGGAAAGGAUUUCUUACUUCUGCACAUUCAAAGCAUGCUUGUUUCACGGCACAGAAAAGAACAAGGGGAUGACAAGGAUACAUUGUUUUCUCCUUUAAUUGAAAAAAUAGAUGAAGAUGAAGGAUCAGAAAAAGUCAAAGAAAUUUUAGGGAAAGCUAUAGAGAGGUUUGACAGAAGUGCAACACUCCCACAGGCACUAGCAAGAUAUUACUAUCUCAAAGAAAGAGACUUCUCUGCUGCCUUACAUUGGGCUUUAGAUGCACGAAGUAAAAACUCUAAUUCUUACAUUGCAGACACAGUAGGACAGGUUUACAAGAGCCAACUCAAGAAGACGAUUGAAGAAGCCAAACCUCUCACUGCUGAGGUUCUUGAUGAAUGCUUGAAGCUGGGCUCUAAAGCUGUAAAAGCCUUCCAAGAUUCGCAGGACCUUGCCAAGAAGGAUGAACUUGCAGACCCAUUUGAUCGUUACAGCAGAAAGAAGCCAAAGUCCUACAACACGUCGGGUUAUGUUGGAGAGACAGAGGUUAUGAUGAUCCUUCUGGACCUCAUCAGAGAACUUCCUCUUUCACAGAGUAGAGACAGACAUCAAAGAGACCAACUGCUACAGAUUCUCAAAGGCCACCACUGCAUGAAAAGCUUACAUUUUGACCCCGGGGACACUGCCACUGCCCAGUUUGUGGAAGUCCUGGUCCACCAUGAGAGAUUUUUGGUCUCUUUGAAACCAAGACUGAAGGAGAUUUUCAGCUUUUUUGAGAAAUACUUCACUUACCUGAGACCUAGAUCACAGGAAAGGGUAAUGGCUGAUGAAAGGCACAAAAAGAAGUUAUCAGAGCAGUUCAGAAAAUACUUGCAGAUGUUCAGUAGUUCAGAACAAGAAAAAGCAUCCGAGAAAGCCAGCAACCCAAAUCUGAGUCUAAACCAGGAGAUACAGGAACAGAGGUUUUAUCUAGAAGCAAAACGAGCAGACUCAUUUGCUGGACUUUUACAGUGUUUGAGUCACAGAAGUGGUGGAGAGAUGGAGCGUAUCCUCUUAAAAUGGAAAUAUAUUUUCAAAAACUCACCUAAAAGAUCUGUAUCAGACACUGUCAACUUUAUCUUAGCUAACAUAGUGAUGUACAGCAUAAAGCCAUCCUCUAAGGAACUGAAAAAAUAUGAAGAAUUGGUUGAUCUUCUCGAUGAAGAACUACAAAAAGAAGGUACACACUCAAAUUCGACAGAGCUGUACUACCUAUCCAUGCUUCUCAUGUGGCCUACUAAAGGUAGAAAACUGGAAAGCUCUUCAAAAUCGAGAGAUAUCGGCAUAUACAUCACAUCAGCCAAGAAAUCAUUUCAACGACGCUUUUCAUACAUGUUUCCAGCCCGAACAACCUUAGCUCAUUUCUUUCUUGGGAAAUCCACUGGACUGAGAAGAAUGGUCUCUAAAGUGAAGCUUGAUCAAAUAUUGAUUGAUGUUUUAAAUAGACAAGAGUCCUGCAGUGGUCAAGCUCACACCCUGCAACAGUUUUGGCAGAGUGGAGCCGCUUGGAAUGAACCAGAGGUUAAACAAGAGUUAUUAAGGGAAAAAGGAAUUUCUGAAAAUGGAGAAGUAUAUGUCAGCUAUGGAGGAAACCUAAAAAUUCCUGUUCGUCCAGCUUAUCUGGGAGACAUCCGCAGUGGGUGCAGCCGGGAAGAAAUAUCCUUCUAUCUUGGAUUCACUAUGGAAGGUCCUGUAGCCUACAACAUUAAAUAUAAUGCUGCUCAGUAAUACCGUAACAAGUAUAUUUAGUUACAUUUCACAAAACCACUGAAAAACCCAACGUUGUAAAAAUGGUAUAAGGCAU
Cyprinodon tularosa is the source of this 5052-nucleotide messenger RNA. RefSeq names its product sterile alpha motif domain-containing protein 9-like. Gene Ontology annotation, cellular component: cytoplasm. The transcript has 3 exons. The record is from RefSeq and is a predicted model, not a curated record. NCBI's taxonomy places the organism in Eukaryota, Metazoa, Chordata, Actinopteri, Cyprinodontiformes, Cyprinodontidae. Gene Ontology annotation, molecular function: protein binding. The coding region runs from base 3 to 4976 and encodes 1657 amino acids.